Messenger RNA from Salmo salar (Atlantic salmon), 2179 nucleotides. RefSeq names its product charged multivesicular body protein 7. Gene Ontology annotation, cellular component: multivesicular body; cytoplasmic side of plasma membrane; ESCRT III complex. The record is from RefSeq and is a predicted model, not a curated record. Gene Ontology annotation, biological process: vesicle budding from membrane; late endosome to vacuole transport via multivesicular body sorting pathway. NCBI's taxonomy places the organism in Eukaryota, Metazoa, Chordata, Actinopteri, Salmoniformes, Salmonidae.
GUUCAAUUUAUGUUAAUAUUUUUUUUGUUGCAUUUUAGCUAACCCUAACACACUUCUCUUAACCUGCUACGUUAAUUCACCUAACCUGCUAGUAGCAGGCUGCUACUCAAAGUAUAUUUUCACAUAAACUGUAUAACUUCUAGACAAAACCCUCGCUGCUGACUGUGAACCUUGUUAUCCCGACCAUCGUGAACAUGCGCAGAAAAAGCGCAAAUCUGACGUUUGAGGAAGUUAGCUGCUAGCAACAAGCUAACUUCAAAACAACAUGUUGUGGAGCACACAGCAGGCAUUGAAAUGGUUCCAUCAAAUCUUGGGGAAGAAAUGUCUACUGAAGUAACGUUGCCACCUGAGUGGGAGGACGAUGAACGGAUGAAUUUCCUAUUCUCUGACUUCAAAGAAAACCGAGAUGUCAACACAAAAGAUUGGGACAGUAAAAUUGAUUUCUGGACAUCACUCAUUCUUAAAAUCUGCCGAAGUCGCGGAACCGUCUGUUUUAAUUUGCAAGAGCUGAACAAGAUUUUUCAGAGAAAGGGAUUUGUACCUUUGGGUUUGGGUACUGUGAUUCAGUGCAUGGCUAGGUGCGGCAAGAUACAAAGGGAGUCAGAGUUUGCAGCAAAUGUGGACUGUGGGUGGGUGUCUUGGGGUUUUGGCCUGUUGCUGGUGAAGCCUUUAAAAUGGACCUUUUCAACUCUUCUGGGUAGCAGUGGGGUUACUUUGGAGGAGUCGUUUGUGGUCAUUGAACUGGUAAAGGAAAAGGCAGCAGAAUUGCUUGGUGUCUACUGGAGUUCCCCAGUGGCCAACUGCUCUCUCCUGUCCUUCCAGGAGCUCCAGACACUGUCGUCCCAUGUCUGUAUUGAUGAGAGUACCCUGUGUAUGGCUCUGCUACAGCUGCAGAGGGAGAAGCAGGUGACAGUAUCACUGCAUGAAGGCGAGAAGAUUGUUAAGUUUUCUCAGCCAGGACAGGACCGUGUGUCUUUAGUCAGUGAUGUGGACCUAGGCAUCUACCAGCUACAGCGCAGUGAGAGACUGCUUGAAGUGCGGGUGGAGGCAUUGGGUCUAGAGGCAGAGAAUUCUGCUUGUGCUCUAUUGUCUUUUUGUAGGUGCAAAGAAGAAGCUAGGGUGUUGCUACGCGAAGGGAAGAAAUCUCAGGCCCUGAGGUAUUUGAGAAGCCGAAAGAGAGUCGAGAGGAAAGCAGACCGCUUAAAUGCCCAGCUGGAGAAUGUGAAGGGAAUCUUGGACAGGAUAGCAAACUCGGAGACAGACAAACUGGUGAUACAGGCAUAUCAGGCUGGAGUGUCAGCCCUGCGACUCUCUCUGAAGGAUGGGACUGUAGAAGGAGCUGAGAGCCUUGUGGAUCAAAUCCAAGAGUUGUGUGACACUCAGGAUGAAGUGAACCAAACUCUGGCUGGUGGAGCGCUCAAUUCAACGGAUGCCGACACAGACGAGCUGGAGGAUGAGCUGAGAUCUUUAUUGGAGAACUCUACUCUGGAUAGGCCUUCCACACUUCCUGAAGUACCGUCACACCCUCUUUCACCUGUCAGGGAAUCUGGUUCCCUUUGUGAUGAUCUGCUGUGUGCUUUGCCCUUAGUCCCUCAAAGCCAAUUCAAUAUCACAGAUGAGGAACUGGACAAAGAGCUGAGCCGUCUAACCCUUGCAGAUACAUGUCUUCAACAAAAAGAUCGUACCUCGCCAGUGAAGAGGGCUGAGUCUGCACAGUGACAACACUAAUAAAAGAAGUCAACUGCAAUAUUACCAUGACCUUCAGUGUUUGACCACAGUGAUCAAAAAUAGUGUGAUCUGUCUUUUGUAACAUGCUUAUCGAUGUCUCUGAUCACUGCGAUACACUUUUAAAAUGUACUUAUGUGGCCUUUUCGAAGUUAAUUUAUCAUUCACUCUAAUAAAGAUAUCGGUAACAAUCAUGAUGCCAAAUUAUAAAGCCACUAUUUCAGAUUGACUAAUGAGGUUGGGUUGUAUGAUAACUAUGCCAAAUACAGUGCAUUCGGGUUAGUAUUCAGACCCAUUGAUGUUUUCCACAUUUUGUUACAUCACAGCCUUAUUCUAAAAUGUAUUAAAUGAUUUUCCCCCUCAUCAAUCUACACACAGUACCCCAUAAGGACAAAGUGAAAAUAAGUUUGUGGAAAUGUUUGCAAAUGUAUUAAAAACAGAAAUACCUUAUUUA